Hibiscus syriacus is the source of this 2104-nucleotide messenger RNA. Its product is annotated as protein indeterminate-domain 7-like. The transcript has 7 exons. The record is from RefSeq and is a predicted model, not a curated record. NCBI's taxonomy places the organism in Eukaryota, Viridiplantae, Streptophyta, Magnoliopsida, Malvales, Malvaceae. Gene Ontology annotation, molecular function: DNA-binding transcription factor activity. Gene Ontology annotation, cellular component: nucleus. Bases 1 to 2058 code for a protein of 685 amino acids.
AUGAGCUUGCAUACUAAAGCUGAUAGGAGGGCUCAUGAUGUCGGGCAAAUCACGCAAUCAAGUUCACUGUAUGUGGUUGCGUCACCUCACCGAUUUUCAUCAUGCUGGCACACUGAGUUGGGGCUCGUCUUGGGCGAGGUAUUGCAUGACCUUUUUAUGUCCGGUGGUGAAAAACCCGUGGGUAUUCUCGCUAUUAUUGAAGAACGGGAAACCGUUACUACUUUCCGAGGAAGCACGAGGCGGGAGCAUUCAUCGGCGUCGACAAAGACGUCACUGUCACAAUACAAUCGUCCCCCGACUCAUGGAUGGAGAGAAGACGCUUACAGUUCCUCCUUAGCUGCAGUACCGAAAUCUUCACAGCAGCCACCGUCUACACCGUUGUACAUUCCACAACAAUUUCAGAUAGCUCCGCAACCAUAUCAAAUGCCACCACUGUCGUUUCUAUACCAAAUGCCGCCACCGUCGGAGAGUCCAACUUCGCCACCGAUGGUCGCCACACAGAAACCUCAUGUACAGUUUUCUCAUUCAUCAAUGUCGGUCUUUUCGCAGUUUUCCCAGUUUUCUAUGAGCGAUGGGAUAGUCAGUGAUACACCUCCAGGUUCAUUCUAUGGAGGUGUUACAUCGUCAUUCAUCCCUUAUCAACAAAAUGGCUUUAGCAAGAUCUCAGAACAUUCUGUUAUUCAUACAUAUUAUAAAGUUGAUAUAUAUGUAAAUAUAAUGAUGGACGAGAGUAUGUCAAAAUUGACUUCAACAUCUGGUGAAUUUAGUGCUGCUUCAGGGACUGCCACAGCAUUGUACCCACAACAGUCUAUUGCUUCAACAAACCAAGCACCCAAUGCAGCAAAGAAGAAGAGAAAUCUACCAGGCAACCCAGACCCGGAUGCUGAAGUGAUAGCUUUGUCACCCAAGACGCUGUUGGCGACAAACAGGUUCUUAUGUGAGAUCUGCAACAAAGGGUUCCAAAGAGACCAGAAUCUGCAGCUACACAGAAGAGGACACAAUCUGCCAUGGAAGCUAAAGCAAAGAACAAACAAGGAAGUGGCGAGGAAGAAAGUGUAUGUGUGCCCUGAGACAACAUGCGUGCACCACGAGCCGUCUAGGGCACUCGGGGACCUCACGGGGAUCAAGAAACACUUUUGCAGAAAGCAUGGCGAGAAGAAAUGGAAGUGCGAAAAGUGUUCAAAGACUUACGCUGUUCAAUCUGACUGGAAAGCUCAUUCCAAAAUUUGUGGCACCAGAGAGUAUAGAUGUGACUGCGGCACCCUUUUCUCCAGAAGGGACAGUUUCAUUACUCACAGAGCGUUUUGUGAUGCCUUGGCCGAGGAGAGUGCAAGAGCAAUUACAACACAACAAAUGAACAGCCUGCAACCCCAGGUCCAUAGCCAUGGCUUCAAUGCCCUCUCGGCUAAAGAAGAAGAAGGUCAUCCUUUCAAUGCAAGAGCUGGAACUGAAGAUAGCAUGAAUCCAACAUGGUUAGAGUUAGACCACCGACUGUCAGAAAACCCUAGCCAAAACAUGUCUGCAAUAGUUUCUUCUCCACACACGUCUGCAACUGCACUCCUGCAAAAAGCAGCUCAAAUGGGUGUCACCAUGAGCCAACAAUCACCUGUAGCCAUGCAAAGUCGACCUUAUUUUGUAGGGUCAACAGCCGGUUCUGGUCUGGGUUUAUUCUCACGUGACCAAGACCUUGGAAGCGGGUUUCCCCAUGGGAAUAAAGCUGCUGCUAUCACCUCUGGUCUCAUGGAACAGUACUCAUGUGCUCCUUUAAAUUCUCUUCUCAAUGAAAUGCUGCGCUCUUUGCCUUCUGCAACUGGGUUUGAAGGGUCUUCACCAUUUGAACAGUCUUUCUAUAGGACAUGGAGCACCAAAGGAAACACCAGUAAUGGUGCUAAUAAGAACAAUGACGGGAAUGGGACGACAAGAGAUUUCUUGGAUCUUAAACCAUUUCCCCAUAGAGAUCAUUUCCCUAACUUAGCCGAGCUUAAUCAUCGUUUCAACACUUCUUCUUCAACAUAUGUGCAACAAAACCGGCACAGUCAAACACCAUGGCAAGGUUAGGUUAUGGUUCUUCAGAUUUCCCAAGCUUUAUAUAUAGUAGCACUAU